GGGGCCUACAUAUUGAUCUAUGGACCUAUGGACUUAUGGAUCACUGGACGGAGCACUGCAACACCUACUCGAACCUACGGAGUACUUUGCAUAUGAUCAUAUCUCGAGCAUAUUAAGGACAAGAGGACGUCCGGGAGCAGACGCAGCGUACAGAGCGGAGGCAGAGGCAGAGGCAGAGGCAAAGCCACAAAGGCAGAGGCAGCCGCAGCAGGCCUUAUCAGUUCUUGGGCAAUCUCAAUUGCAAUCCCAACCCCAACCCCAAUCCCAAACGUAUACGAGUGACAUUACGUGCACUUGACUUCGUGGGCACUUCAAAACAUCACCGCAGUGUUGAAGUCAUCUCGACUCUCUAUUCGAGUCCUUUCAAUUCCAGCCCCUCCAUUAAUCCCCUCCAGCAAGUUGUUCUGGGCCUCGGACUGGACUAUUCGCACUUCGCUCAUACGCCGCUGCACAUCCACUAUAACCAAAAAAGGCGCCGCCAAUCGCCUAGUCGGCUUUCCCCAGGACGUCAUCCAUACCCUGAACCGAAUCACCCUCACCUUCAACGCACCGCCCUCAACUGGCUUGUACUUUGCACAAAUCUUGGGAACAACAACAUUUUUUUUUCAACUGCGCAGUGCGCUCUAGUGCACACCGAGAGGAUCAAUGAAGUACGGCAAGAAUCUUCAAGCGCGCUCAGUGCCACAAUGGGCACCUUGUAAGUCAUCCCAUCCCAUCCCACCUCCAGAUCAGAAGUCUCAAUCUCGAUGCGCCAUGUCGGACACGGUCGGUCACGGUCGGUCACAGCUAACGCCCUCUAGAUAACGUGGACUACGACGCAUUGAAACACUUGAUCAAGACAAACACCCAGCGAGAUUCUGCACAAGCUGUCGCAAUUCCAGGCCAUCCUGAUACCGCAUUGAAGAAGUUUGAGGAGCAGUUCUUCAUUGAGCUGUCAAACCAACAUGAUCGGGUUGAUCUCUUUGUCAAGAGCAAGGCAGAUGAAAUUGAUCGCAGACUCCGUUAGUACAUGACCGACCAGCAGGAGGACAUUGGACCUAUUAAUAACACGCACAUGCAGAAUCGGCACAAAAGAAUCUCCUCCGAUUGCUCGGUCGCUGCGCAGAUAACAACGGCAAGCCAUUAUCCCAGAAGAGACGCGAGAAAUUCGCACGCUACGAUGAUCGCAUAGAAAAGUACGUUAAUAUCUGCGCAGCGAAGAAUAGUUGGUAAUAACAAGAAACAGAUGCGGCGAAGAGAUCCGGUUACUUCAACGCUUCUUUAAGGAGCAGAGAGUUGCGUUCUACAAGAUUCUGAAAAAGUACAAGGUAGGCGGGGUCUCACGCAGUCUGCAUGCAUGCAUAGUCAGCUAAGCUAAUCAAUCUGCAAAGAAAUGGACAGGAUCGCGUAUAGCUGAGGACCGAUUCAAUUACGAAAUCUUGAACAGCGCAAAGAGCUUCACAAGAAUUGAUCUUGAUCCCCUCUACUCUCAAUACUCCGAACUCCUAUCAAGCCUCCGAUCGUCAACACCUGACACAAGCGGUCCUGCAACACCCCAAAGCGGCGGAUCACGCCGACCUAGCACAAAUCCUCAUCCUCGGAUUCAACCAAAACCACAAAUAUAUUGGAAUGAGUACGAUGAUGGAAGCGAGGCGGAAAGUGAUCCUUACCUCAUAUCAAUUGAUCCAAAUGAGGAAUCCACCUUCCCAGGAGCCAAAGCCUUUGAAUAUGUCGUAUCAAAAGCACUUGCGCCAGUAGAAAAGAUGAAGGAAUGGUUUACCCCAGGCGGUCACUCACCAGACGAAAGACGUUCUCUCUUGCGAAAUGAGAAUUAUCUCCGCAGCCCUUCCAAUUUUGAUGCAGAUGUUGAAGAAGACGCAUACGCAUCCUCAAAUGAUCUCCCUGGUGGUUAUGUUGCACACUACGCUACAUUUCCUAGCGUCAAUGACCAAAGACUUAACAGAAACAAAGAGAUGCUUCUACACCAAGCUUGCGUUGGUAGUUUUGCCGCUUCCUUCAUCCUUUUGCUUAUCGCUGGGAUCCUCGUUGCAACAGGAAGACAUCACUACAGACUUGAGGUUGAUGCUGGUGUCCUUACUGGUGUUGUAGCAAGUCUUUUCUUCGCUAUAAUGGGCUUUGCCUGCAUGUUAUAUCGAAGUGAUAAUCUGGGUUGGCUUCAUCGGUCUUUGGUCAUCAUUCCAUUCGUGCUUGUUUGCGUAUUCGACGUUGUAUUAUUGGUUGUAGUAGCCGAGAAUACGGGGCUAUAGUUUGACAGGAAACUGGGUGGAUUGACAACAAUUUGCACCGCAACUCGACUGGAUAACUAAUUAUAGUAUUUGGAGUAUUCCUGGUACAUUGAACUCUGGAUAGGGCAAGGAACUGUUUGACCCCGGAUCUUGGUCAUCUUUUUCCUUAGAUCAGCCAGCUCGACGACACCUUUCCGAUCUCGACAUAUUUUCGUUUCGCUUUUGUUUUGAUUUCAUUUGUCUGUUGCAUUGUAUCCAAAGCCAGGCGUUCGGUUUCCCCUUUAUUUCACACAAUUUGGCUGUGAGGGAAAUGGAUAGAUUGGAAGUCUUUUGCGCCCGGGAACAAACUUUUGAUCCACCGGUAAUACCUUUAGAAGGAGGGUCUCUUUUGAUCAUGGACGAAUGGAUGGAUAGAAACUGGAGUCUAUUUUUUCUUCUUUGGUUGAUGGAUGG
This is a messenger RNA of Hymenoscyphus albidus, 2678 nucleotides long. The record is from the annotation of a GenBank genome assembly. NCBI's taxonomy places the organism in Eukaryota, Fungi, Ascomycota, Leotiomycetes, Helotiales, Helotiaceae.